CUAAAUGAAAGUUAUAUAUCACACAUAUAUUCUCUAUAAAGCUCCAGUGCUGAUGAUGUGUUGUGUGUUUGUCAGAUUGUGGUAAAGGUCGAGUCAAACCCCACAGACGCUCAGGACACUGUGUGUGACAGUAAUCACACCUUGAAUCAGGAUGAAUCUACUGAUCAAACCUCCACAGAGUCUCUGGAUUCUGUCUGUAACGCUGGAGAACAGCAGAUCCUGAACACCAGACCACUGAACAUGUGUUCUGUCAGAUUGAUAGACUGCAGGAAAAUGAUGGAAAUGAAAACACAAACAUCAGCAGAAGAAGAAGAAGAGCAUCACACUGAUGAAGAUGAGAAUCAUGAUGAUGAUGAGGAUUUCAUUCCUUCAGAUGCGAGCGGUGAUUCAUGUGGUGAUGGAGAAACGGCCUCUACAUCAAAACAGCGACUGACAGCACAAACUCUUUCCUGCAUCACCUGUGGAAAGACAUUCAGUUCACAGAGACGUUUAGAGACACAUGAGAGAAAACACACAGAACAGAAACUCUUCACCUGCACCAGAUGUGACAUCAGCUUUCCUACCUUACAAGAGAAGAAACUUCAUUCACAAGAGCACAGAGACAAGAAACACUUUCCCAGUCAGCAGUGUGGGAAGAAUUGUGUCUCAUCUUUUCAUCUGAAGAAUCACAUGAGGACACACACUGGAGAAAAACCUUUCCACUGCAGUGAAUGUGACAAACAUUUUAGAACCAAAGGAAGUCUUGUUGCUCAUCAGAGAAUUCACACGGGAGAAAAACCGCACAAGUGUCCUCACUGUGAGAAGAGAUUUAACCACAAACCUCAUCUGAAGGAACACGUGCGUUUACACACCAAUGAGAAACCGUUUCAGUGCAGUGAAUGUGGAAAAACCUUUAGGGUUUUAGGUUAUUUGAAGUCGCACCAAAAAAAACACUCUAAUGAGAAACCUUAUCAGUGUUCACACUGUGAUAAAUGCUUCCGUCAUAAAUCUCAUCUGAUAAUUCAUGAGAGAACUCACACUGGAGAGAAACCUUAUCUCUGCUCUGACUGUGGAAAGAGCUUCUCUCAGCCACAUAUUUUUUUCUUUCAUAAAAGAGUUCACACUGGAGAGAAACCUCAUCACUGCAGUGUUUGUGGGAAGAGUUUCAGUCAAAAUAACAACUUACUAAAACAUCAGAGAACUCACACAGGUGAAAGACCUUAUAAAUGUUCUCAGUGUGACAAGACGUUUGCUCGAUCAGAUGCCCUGAGAACCCAUCAGAGAGUUCACACUGGAGAGAAACCUUAUCACUGCUCCAUAUGCGAAGAGAGAUUCGUUUAUUUAGGAAGUUUUAAUUCUCAUCUGAAGAAACAUGCUGAAGAACAAACUAAACUGGAAUCAUCAUAGUUGCGUCUUUUUUGUUUUACACUACAACCCCUUAUUUUUGUCAUUUAUGAAUAGAACUGAACUUGAAUUGUUUGUCAUCAGAUUGAUUCCCUGACAGCACACAUACAUCUUUGAGACGUCUAUUUGAUGUCUGCAUUUAUAUCUGAAAGAUUUGUUUUGGAUUGUUUGCUCAUCAGCAAUUUCUUGUUAAAACAAAACUUGGAAUGUAACAAAAUUAGUGCCGACCAUGCACAGAAAUAUGUGUAAAGAAUAGUAAAGAAGUUGUUUCUGAGUUUCUUCUGUUUUUACGAUUUGUGUUUUAAAUCUAUUUUCUGUCAAGUAACUUUGCAAAAUUGUAAAUGAAAUGGAAUUUCACGUGGAAUUUAAAUGGCUGAUUUUCCCAAUAUCAUAUUCCUGCGAUACAGGAGACUUUAGCUUUUGAAUUCUGAAACUGUUUUUUUUUAAAAGUGCAACAUUACAUUUUACAUUUUUAGGCAUUUGGCAGACGCUUUAUCAAUUUACAUUCCUUUAUCCUAUACAUUUUACAUAGGUAUUUGCAAUCCCCUGGGA
Molecule: messenger RNA, 1935 nt
Organism: Triplophysa dalaica
Lineage: Eukaryota; Metazoa; Chordata; Actinopteri; Cypriniformes; Nemacheilidae
Product: zinc finger protein 239-like
Exons: 2
Coding region: 241-1386 (381 amino acids)
Biological process (GO): negative regulation of transcription by RNA polymerase II
Molecular function (GO): DNA-binding transcription repressor activity, RNA polymerase II-specific
Source: RefSeq, a predicted model, not a curated record